AUGACGAGUACUCCUCCCAGCGGUUGGCUGCGACAACCGAGAGUGAUCUGGCUUGGGAAGGGCGGAGAGGAUUCCCUAGACGUGCAACUUGGGCGCCGAGGAAAGUUAGGUUUUAAGCUUAAGCUUUAUGAACAGAGAGGACUUGGCCCGCCACGCCGAGCUCGGGCAAGAGACAGGUUUCUCGCGAACUUUACGCUGGAACUUACCAAAGGCCUCGUGCCAGCCACUCGCUAUGUUUGCAGAGCUAAAAUGUUCAUCCAGGAGGAAAGUACUCCGUACUCCGUACGCAGAUGGCAUAAGUCACUGGCUAAAAAGAAAAGGCGAAAGCUUGUGCAUACGGAGGGCAUAAGGGUGCUAAGUCUGUUUGCGAAAAGCCCAAUAUUGAAAUUUUAG
Molecule: messenger RNA, 393 nt
Organism: Coccidioides immitis RS
Lineage: Eukaryota; Fungi; Ascomycota; Eurotiomycetes; Onygenales; Onygenaceae
Exons: 3
Coding region: 1-393 (130 amino acids)
Source: RefSeq, a predicted model, not a curated record